AUGGCAAUGAACAGUGUGUCCUCCGAAGAAUUUAGCUUCCCAUCGCUCGCUUCACAAGAUUCUUCCCAAUUUUCCGGACUCGAUUCACCUCCACUGUGGAAACACUCGUCGCAGAAGUUUCGCCGGUAUGAUUACGACAGAGGUUUAACGAGAUUGAUCAUCGGAAAAGACGGUGAUGACGAACAGACGAAGAGCUUCUCUUAUGUGGAGACGAGAAGUCUUUGGAGCGAUAAAGCAGAGGAGAAAAUGGAUAUGUUGUGGGAAGAUCUCAACGAAGAACUUCCGCCUAGAAGCCAGAGUCUGAGGAUCGAUCCCGGCGGCGACUACGGCGGAGAGGAGAAGUCGUCUGUGGCGGUUGGGAGCGGGAUGAAGUUAACGAAGAAUACGCCGGCGAAGAAGAAGAGUCCGAAUGUGUUGGUGUUGAUCAGGAUUUUGAGAAAGUUUCUUGUGUUGCGGAGUUCGUCUCAGAGAUCGCCGGCGAAAACUCAUCCACGCUUUUUGUCCGAUUUCGGUCUCUGCGACGCCCUUUCUUACACACUUAGGGCUCUCUCACUGACGCCAUUUGGCCUCUCUAUUCAACAACUCUCAGACGAAAAGAAACUGAUGGGUGUGAUCAAUGUUCAGAACUCUCCAUCGUUCUCAAUUCAUCGCUCAGAGGCAGCAAAUCAACGAAAGUCUCGACCUUUGAAGAAACCCUUCUGCUCCUUCGGUAAAAACACCACUAGGGUUUACUGUGUUCAAGCUUCAAGUCCAGCUGUAGACGAAUCCAAGAACACAGCAAUCAUGGGAGACUCUUUUAUCCGUCCACAUUUGAGGCAAUUGUCUGCUUACCAACCAAUUUUACCCUUUGAGGUAUUGUCAGCUCAAUUAGGAAGAAAGCCUGAGGAUAUUGUCAAGUUAGAUGCAAACGAGAACCCUUAUGGUCCUCCUCCAGAGGUUUUUGAAGCAUUAGGCAAUAUGAAGUUCCCUUAUGUCUAUCCUGAUCCACAAAGUCGGAGACUUCGUGAUGCCCUUGCUCUAGACUCUGGUCUUGAGUCUGAAUACAUUCUUGUUGGUUGUGGAGCUGACGAGCUAAUCGAUUUGAUCAUGAGAUGCGUGUUGGAUCCUGGUGAGAAGAUUAUAGAUUGUCCUCCGACUUUCUCAAUGUAUGCGUUUGAUGCUGCUGUGAAUGAUGCUGGUGUCAUUAGAGUUCCAAGGAAUGCUGAUUUCAGCUUGAAUGUAGACAGAAUCGCUGAAGUUGUAGAACAAGAGAAACCUAAAUGCAUAUUCCUAACUUCUCCUAACAAUCCAGAUGGGAGUACCAUCAAAGAGGAAGAUCUGUUGAGGAUUCUCGACAUGCCUAUCCUCGUUGUUCUUGAUGAAGCUUACAUCGAGUUCUCAGGAGUUGAAUCAAGGAUGAAAUGGGUGAAGAAGUACGAAAACCUUAUCGUUCUCCGCACAUUCAGCAAACGAGCUGGUUUGGCCGGGCUUAGAGUUGGAUAUGGAGCGUUUCCAUUGAGCUUAAUCGAGUACAUGUGGAGAGCAAAGCAGCCGUAUAACGUCUCUGUUGCAGGGGAAGUAGCUGCUUUAGCAGCUCUAUCAAAUGGGAAGUACUUGGAGGAUGUGAGAGACGCGUUGGUGCGCGAAAGAGAGAGACUUUUCGAGCUUUUGAAAGAGGUUCCUUUCUUGAAUCCGUAUCCGAGCCAUUCCAAUUUCAUUCUCUGUGAGGUUACAUCUGGAAUGGAUGCAAAGAAGCUGAAAGAAGAUUUGGCUAAAAUGGGUGUGAUGGUUCGUCAUUACAAUAGUAAAGAGCUUAAAGGCUUUGUUAGAGUUUCUGCUGGGAAGCCUGAGCACACUGAUGCUCUCAUGGACUGUCUUAAGCAGUUUUAUUGA
Microthlaspi erraticum is the source of this 1872-nucleotide messenger RNA. The record is from the annotation of a GenBank genome assembly. Lineage: Eukaryota; Viridiplantae; Streptophyta; Magnoliopsida; Brassicales; Brassicaceae.